AGCGCUAACUGGUAUUAGUGAUUUUAUUCGCAAUAAACAGCCUCAUAUUUAUAAUAUAGACGCGUUUUAUUUAAUGCCGAGAACGUGGCUUUUGUAAUACGUCGUUUUGGCAGCGCGUCCAUGUGGAAUAUGAUGUUAUGGCAUUCUUUCUCCUCCUAUAUAUCCUAUAAACAGAGUAGCGAGCGUCAUGUCGUUUGCUAGCUAGCAAUUUAUCUUACAAACGCACUCGUCCCUUUAACAAAAAAAGAAGUGCCAACCAGCAAAAUGAAAGUACGCUCGUCUGUGUUUGCCUCGUUCAUUUUAAUAUGCGAAGUGGUUGGCGUUGCACUCUUCCUGCGGGGAUUCUUCCCAGUGCCUCUAAAGUCCUCCGUGUCGUCCAAGAGCAAGCUGUCAGAUCUGCCCGCGGAGCCGCAGACAGGAGGCUCUCCCAACUCCUCCCGCCUCCCCGAGCCCCUCUUUAAGCGGGUGGUCAUCAUGCUCGUGGACGCCCUGCGGGAGGACUUUGUGUUCGGAGCCAGCGGCCGCAGGAACAUGCCGUACACCAGGCACCUGGUGGAGAGGGGCACCACGCACAGCUACGUGGCCAAGGCGAGGCCCCCCACGGUCACCAUGCCCAGGAUCAAGGCUCUCACCACCGGCAGCAUCCCGGGCUUCAUCGACGUGGUGAUGAACCUGAACUCUCCGGCGCUGCUGGAGGACAACCUGGUGUGGCAGGCCAAAGCAGCCGGCAAGAGGAUGGUGUUCUACGGAGACGACACCUGGGUGCGCCUCUUCCCCAAGCACUUCAUGGAGCACGACGGCACCACCUCCUUCUUCGUGUCCGACUACACCGAGGUGGACAACAAUGUGACCCGUCACCUGGACAGCACCCUGAAGAGGGACGACUGGGACAUCUUGAUCCUGCACUACCUGGGCCUGGACCACAUCGGGCACAUCAGCGGACCCCACAGCUCCCUCAUCCAGCCCAAGCUGCUGGAGAUGGACGACGUCCUGAAGAAGAUUCACAGCGCCCUCAUCUCGAAGGAGGCGGAGGGAUCCUUGCCCUACCUGCUGGUGCUGUGCGGAGACCACGGCAUGUCGGAGACCGGCAGCCACGGCGGCUCCUCGGAGCUGGAGGUCAACACGCCGCUGGUGCUCAUCAGCCCGGCCUUCAAAAGAAAAGUGGGAAUGGAGAAGCCCGGCGUGGUGGAGCAGGUGGACCUGACUCCGACACUGGCCCUGGGCCUCGGCCUGCCCAUCUCUCAAAACAGCGUGGGCCGCAUCAUCCCGGGCGUCAUGGAGGACAGCUCGCUCCGAGACCAGCUCCGCUUCCUGCAUCUCAACGGCCACCAGCUCAGCUGCCUGCUCAAAGACAGCACGCCCGACUACGAGAAAGAGGCCGGCUUCGAGCAGUUCCGCGUGGCCGAGAGGGCUCACGGCAGCUGGAUGAAGCUCUUCCUGGAGGGCAACACCUCGGAGGUUCUCACCAACAUGGGCAAGAAGGUCCUGAAGCAGUACCUGGAGGCCAUGGCCGCCAUGAGCGCGGCCCUCAGCAGGCAGCUGGGCAAGUACGACAUGUACUCCAUGGUCGCCGGCAUGGUGUUUGUGUUCCAGCUCCUGCUGGUCCUGCUGCUGGCCAUGCCCGAGGCCCUCAGCGGCGAGGCGUCCGUGGACCUGCCCGUCCUGUCGGCGCUGCUCUCCCUGCCCUUCUACCUCCUGUGCCUGCUGCUGGCCUCGGUGCACGUCUUGGUGUGCACCUCCGCCGAGAGCUCCUGCUACUUCUGCAGCCUCUCCUGGGGCCUCGUGUUCGCCGCCGUCGCCUUCUCCUCGGCCAUGUUUUGCAUCCUGGUCUCCAUGGCGACGCGGCGACUCCCCCCGUGGCCGACGAUUCACGGCAAGUCUCCAUCGAGGAGCGGCGGCGGCGAGUGGUCCCUGUCGGAGCUCGACGCGUUGCUGCUGGCCGGCACAGUCGGACACACCCUCAGCUUGGCGGCGAGCAGCUUCGUGGAGGAGGAGCACCAAACGUGGUACUUCCUGCUCAACACCCUCUGCCUCGCCAUCUUCCAAGACGUGUGCCGCAAGUACUUCCGGGAGCAGAGGAGGGGCCACGGAGACGACGAGGAGCCCAUCCUCCCGUCCAAAGACCGCCGCCACCCCGAGGCCGAGGUGGCGCGCUCGGAGAAGUGGCUGGCGUUGGCCACGCCCCCUUUCACGCUGGUCUGCUGCCGGCUGCUGCGCUCCCUCAACCAGACCGGCGUGCAGUGGGCUCAUCUUCCCGACGUGGGACAUUGGCUUAACAGCUCCGAACACAGGACGCUGCUCUCCCUGCUGGCUGCCUUCUGCCUGGUUCUCAUCUACCUGCUGGUUCAAAGACGGUGCUCGUGGGUCUCCAAGGUCGCCCUCGCCCUCGGGCUCCUGGGCGUCUACAGCUACCGGGCAGCUGUCGGCUAUGUGUUGUUUCCCUGGCAACACUCGGGUCAGACGACAUCCAAGGGAACCGUGGAGGCGCGCUUCGUCUACGUCUUCAUCCUGGGCAUCUUCUUCAUCGGCACCAAAGACCUGUUGCGCUCCCAGAUCGUCACGGCCGAUGCCAAGCUGAGGAGCCGGGGCUUAUGGGAGAUUUACAGCGGCUUGGUCCUGUUGGUCACGCUGCUGUUCCGCGCUCACAACCUGCCGGUGCUGUGCUGCUGCCUGUUGAUCCAGACGCUCAUGGCUCAGUUCAUCUGGAAGAAACUCCACUACGACGCAGCCCAGACCACCAUCAUGCACUACUGGUUCGGCCAGGCUUUCUUUUAUUUUCAGGGCAAUUCCAACAACAUCGCCACCGUCGACAUCUCCGUCGGCUUCGUGGGACUGGAGAGCUACGUGGAGGCGCCCGCCGUCUUGCUCACGGCGCUCAGCACGUACGCGGGGCCGCUGCUGUGGGCGUGUCACCUCGUCUGCUUCCUCAGCUCUCAGAGAGGCCGGAGCCCCGUGGCGGUCGGCCACGGCUGCUACUGCCUGGCCCUGCUGCGGUCGGUGCCGGUCGCCGUCUACAUCGUGCUGGUGACGGCGCUGCGGUACCACCUCUUCAUCUGGAGCGUCUUUUCGCCCAAAUUGCUGUACGAGUCCAUGCACCUGCUGCUGACCGCCGGGGUCUGUCUCUUCUUCAACACCAUGGAGCAAAGCCACAGUCCCAAUCCUGCUUCCCAUCUCGUCAGUCCAACUCCCCUCACCUGCCUCUGAUCACCUCGUUAGUCCCUCAUUACCUUCACCUGGUCCUCACGCCCUUCUCACCUGCAGCCCAUCCCCUCAUUAGUCCCUCACUGUUUAGCUCCCUCACUUUCCACUCGUCCUCUGCCAGAUUGUCUCGUGUUUUUCCGACCAAGCCCUCGAGUUCCAUAGUUUGAUUAUUCUGUCUGUUCCGAUCUUUACGAAGCUUGCAGUAAAGAAUCUUUAUUUGAA
This is a messenger RNA of Pseudoliparis swirei, 3423 nucleotides long. RefSeq names its product phosphatidylinositol glycan anchor biosynthesis class G (gene pigg). Gene Ontology annotation, biological process: GPI anchor biosynthetic process. The coding region runs from base 265 to 3204 and encodes 979 amino acids. The record is from RefSeq and is a predicted model, not a curated record. Lineage: Eukaryota; Metazoa; Chordata; Actinopteri; Perciformes; Liparidae. The transcript has 14 exons. Gene Ontology annotation, cellular component: endoplasmic reticulum membrane.